AUGGGGGUAGAUAAGAUUGUUCCGGUGGAUAGAUUGCUUAAAAUGAAAUUUCAAGACAAUUUUGAGUUUGCACAAUGGUUUAAAAAGUUUUUCGAUAUGAAUUAUAACGGACUGGGAUACGACCCCGUGACAGCUCGAGGAGGCAAGAAUGAGGGGGAGCCCGUCAACUGGACAGCACACACACCCAGGUCAACCAGGCAGUCCGAGAAACAAGUGUCCAUCACGUCACGUCAAAACACGCGCACUAAAGAGGACAGUCACAUCCGGGUCUCCAGCAGACAGCUCGAGGACAUCAAGGACAGUCUCCUGGAGCUGCAGCUGACGAUCCAGACGCUGACGAAGGAGAAGGAGUUCUACCUGAAGAAGCUGCGCGACAUCGAGAGUUACUGCCAGGACCACGAGGACCUUGCUGUCAUCCAGUCCGUCAUGGAGAUUCUGUAUGCCACGGAGGUGACUGCACCGGACAAGUCGUCGUCUCGUAGAAUAGAGCUGCAGUCUAACUCGCACAUACCAGUUGCACUGAAGGGUUCGUCGUCCCCGAGUACGACACGGACGACGGCGACGGUGAUCAACCCGGACAACAAUGACAUCAACAUCAACAUCAACAUCAACAUCGACAAGAACGAAAACGACAACAUUGAGAGCCGCAUUGACAUAGAGGGGACCGUCGACAAUACUGAGACUAGCGACUUGACUCAAAGUAUUGCUACAAGCGACAUGACACACACUGGUGACACAGACGAUACGGCUGACAGUCACGUGACACUCAGUGAAAUAUCCGAGCUGGGAGAUUUCAGUGACAGCACCGUCCGCACCAAAGACGACAAGACUAGCGAUGACGGCGACACUGACGCUGAUAACGACAUCUUCGACCGAGAUAAUGUUCCACUCGACAGCGUUUUGUAUAAGCAUGACAUCAGCCUUCUUACCGACGAGGAGAGUGAAACAAGUGGCCUUGACCUUGAUACCCAAGCUUCUUCUGAAGAUGUCAGGAAUGACCUUGAGCAUUCAAGGUCAUCAGACGGCACUUCCGACCACCACGCCAUCACUUCAAGUGACGUGCAUGUAGAUAGCGAUAACUUGGAUGCCAUUAUCGAGGUUGACAAUGAAGUGGAACCAGACCAAGACGACACUGACGAUAGCGAGGAAGACAUCUUCUACGAUUUCGAGUCUGACCAGUGAAGUCUAGUGCAUAGCACCGGGCUGAAUGUCGUUCAGCGGUUGAACUGUGCUUUCUAAAACCCUUAUACCACGCGUUGUACCGAGGAUAGAGGCCUUUCCUUCACCAUGUCAUUAGAACGCCCUGAAUGCAUAUAGUCCUGGUUGUUUCUCUAAGAUGCGAAUU
This is a messenger RNA of Haliotis rubra (blacklip abalone), 1345 nucleotides long. RefSeq names its product microtubule-associated protein RP/EB family member 1-like. The transcript has 5 exons. Gene Ontology annotation, molecular function: microtubule plus-end binding. Gene Ontology annotation, biological process: spindle assembly; protein localization to microtubule plus-end; regulation of microtubule polymerization or depolymerization. NCBI's taxonomy places the organism in Eukaryota, Metazoa, Mollusca, Gastropoda, Lepetellida, Haliotidae. Gene Ontology annotation, cellular component: spindle midzone; microtubule plus-end; cytoplasmic microtubule. Bases 1 to 1182 code for a protein of 393 amino acids. The record is from RefSeq and is a predicted model, not a curated record.